AUGUAUGACAACAUCUCUGAUUUCACAAGAUAUGAUGACGACCAUGACCCCGAACACGGUGAAGAAGAAGUUUUACAAACAUCCAUUAAGACAGGAAAGGUUUUAACACAAAGUCUCAUUAUUGACACCAAAGAUGGCGAAGUGGACGUUCUUCAAGAGCUGAAGAAAAAUACUUCUUCGGGAGGUGGUGGUAGGCAUGAACUUGAAAUAAAUGAGAUAGAAGAGAAAUUAGCCGAAAAAGCAGAUAAAGAACAUAAACACAAUAUCUCCGAUAUAAAUGAACUUCAAGCUACAUUAAAUAGUAAAGCGGACAAGAACCAUGUUCAUUAUAUAAGUUCAGACGAACAGAUUAUAACGGACUAUCAUGGAUAUUUAACACAGGAUGAAGAAGUGAAGACGAAAAAUGUUAAUGAAAGAAGAUAUAAAUUCAUUCGUGCUAAAGGUUAUGACAUACACUGUACUGUACAGUAUGACACAGGUAUAGCACCACAAACAUUUGGUUAUAACGCUGAAAUUUAUGCUUCAUACUUCUUUGUUAACGGUGUAUUAGUUGAACCAAGAUUUAUGUUAAGAGUUAAGGCAAAAAUAACUUUUGAAGAUGCUAUUAAAAGUAAAGCUGACAAAAAUGAACUUGACGCAACGAACAAAGUUUUGAAAUCUCAUAAACACAAUAUCUCCGAUAUAAAUGAACUUCAAACUUCUUUAGACAGUAAAGCAGACAAAAACCAUACACAUGAAUCCUUCACUACUGUUAGAGCUGAUGACAUAAUAUUGAACUAUACUUUAGGUUCAAGCGCACCUUUAGAGAAUCCAAGCACUAGCGUAAAAGACACGCUUAACAGUUUAGAUAACAGUUGCAGGAACAUUGAAGGUCAUGCCAGAAACUUUGAAGCACAUGAACUACCAGCAAUGUUAGAUAAGAAAGCUGACAAAACUUAUGUGGAUGCAGAACUAACAAAGAAAUUUUCGAAACCAGAUACAAUGACAUUUACAACAGAAAUUAUAAAUGGCGAACCAGCAACUCCAUUUGAAUUUGUUAGAGGUCUUCAACCAGAUACUUUUGAAUUUUUCUUGGAUAAUUCUAUUGAACUAACAUUACAUUAUAAAAGUGGAACAAAUGCAACAUUUCAUCCGGGAGAUACAUUCCAAAUGGUAUUUAAUGACAUAAGUUCUUUAGAAUAUGUUUAUAGAGUUAUGAGUAUAUAUGAUUUAAUAUAUCCUAUAGGAGCUGUUUAUACGUCUAUGAAUCCAAUAAAUCCAAACACUUUAUUUGGUGGUAGAUGGUAUGAAAUAGUUGACAGUUUUCCAUUCUACACUAAUACGCAGUCAAUGAAGAUGGGAGGUUCAAAGAAAAUAGGUAUUGAAAACCUUCCUUCACAUAUGCAUAGGUUCAGUGGAAGAACAUCUGUGGAAGGAAACCAUUCACAUUCAAUAACAAAAAGAGGUUAUAUAAAUCUUGCAGCGGGUUCGAAUAGACAGGGAAUGAACAGAUAUGAUAUCUCAGAUGACCCCAAAGAUGUUAGCACAGGUAUUUUCUGUGGAACUGCAGGAAAUCAUACACAUGUUGUAGCUGGUAUUACAGACCCAGCAGGUAAUGGAAAAGAUUAUAUGCCUCCUUAUAUAACAAUGCACGCUUGGAUACGAGUUGGUUAA
Molecule: messenger RNA, 1653 nt
Organism: Trichomonas vaginalis G3
Lineage: Eukaryota; Parabasalia; Trichomonadida; Trichomonadidae
Product: ATP binding
Exons: 1
Coding region: 1-1653 (550 amino acids)
Source: RefSeq, a predicted model, not a curated record